Messenger RNA from Salvelinus sp. IW2-2015, 1659 nucleotides. The record is from RefSeq and is a predicted model, not a curated record. Lineage: Eukaryota; Metazoa; Chordata; Actinopteri; Salmoniformes; Salmonidae.
UUCUGCAGGUUAUCAUUCUGUCUAGUCACAGAGGAAGGCUGUGGUUCUCUGGCUUCAGCUCUGAGGUCAAACCCCUCCCACCUGAGAGAGCUGGACCUUACCCACAAUCACCCAGGAGACUCCGGAGUGAAGCUGCUCUCUGCUAUAGUGGAAGAUCCACAAUAUAAACUGGAGAAACUCAGUGUGGAUCAUAACUCCGAGUGUUGGUUAAAAUCAGCACUUAAGAAAUAUGCCUGUGAAUUGACACUGGAUCCAAACACAGCAUUCAAAAACCUCUCUCUGUCUGAGGAGAACAGAAAGGUGACGCGGGUGGACGAAGAGCAGACGUAUCCUGACCACACAGAUAGAUUUGAGAACUGGGAUCAGGUGCUGUGUCGAGAGGGUCUGACUGGACGCUGUUACUGGGAGGUGGAGUGGAUGGGGCACGAGGUCCAUGUAGGUGUAACGUACAGUGGAAUAGGAAGGGAAGGAAGGGGUCAUGACUGUGGACUUGGAUACAAUAACAAGUCCUGGACUCUUAGUUGUAAUAAUGAUAUUUACACUGCCAGGUACAAUAAGAAGCCCGUAACUGUACCUGACCACGCCUUCCGCUCCCACAGAAUAGGAGUUUAUCUGGACUGGCCGGCCGGCACUCUGUCCUUCUACAGCGUCUCCUCUGACACAAUGACCCACCUGCACACAUUCCACUCCACAUUCACUGAGCCCCUCUAUCCAGCAUUUCGGAUCUGGUACUGUGGCGCCUCUCUGUCCCUGUGCCAGGUUCCCGCUGUGCCAGGUUCCCGCUGUGCCAGGUUCCCGCUGUGCCAGGUUCCCGCUGUGCCAGGUUCCCGCUGUGCCAGGUUCCCGCUGUGCCAGGUUCCCGCUGAGCCAGGUUCCCGCUGUGCCAGGUUCCCGCUGUGCCCCAGUGAAUACAAAGAAAGUAUUUAAAUGACAAAUUAACUGUAGCUUUGACACCAGAACCGAAUCUUACGGGAGCUCUGGCCUCAGGCCAGUGACAUGUUUUCAUCUGUCACAAGGUGAACUGUAGAGCACUUUAAAGCUUAGAUGUAGUUUGCGUAUAUCCAUUGUGCACUUAUCAGGAGUUGACUGUAUUUUGUGUUCGAGUUAUUAAAGUAUCGAACUAUCAGUAUUCUGAGUUCAGUUAUAUGCUAUAUUUGGAGUAUGUAAUUUUUUUUGUCCUUUUCAGUUCUAGAUCUGAGAUUUUAUUAUUAUUUUAAAAAAAGCCUUUGUUUUUGUAGAGCAAACUUUGAUGCGACAACAAAACAUUUUGUGUGUGAAGAUUCUGACGUUAAACCUGAGUUUUAUUCGUGGGAUCGCUGAUUCGCUCAUUCAUGCCCGCCUGCACAGCAAAGGGAAUGAAUUCAUUCAUGCCUACCUGCACAGCAAAGGGAAUGAAUUCAUUUAACUGUGGAUUUAAAAUACAGUGAAUGUUAUGUGUUGUCUCAAUGUAAAACUACACCACAGUGGAAGAUUCCUUAAAAAUAACACUCAAUCAGGGAGAAAGAGAGAGAGAGAGAGGCAGGUGGGGGAGUGAUGUAGUGAUGUUUUUCCAUUGAACAUUGAAAUAUGAAAUCAAUUUUAGUUUUUAUAUGCCAAAGAAAAUGAAAGUGGUUCUUUGUUUGUUUCUCUUCUCUUUCCUAUCCAAUAAAUAAAAUAAAA